AUGGAGGGGGAGUGGGUGUGGGUGGACUCCGACAUCGGGGUACCCAUCGGAGCUAGGGUCACAGUAACACCAUCUGGUCAGCGGUUACUAGUCGACGAUGAAGGAAAGCAGCGGAGUCUGGCCCAGGAGCAGGAGGCCUCGCUCAGGAUCAUGCACCCCACCUCCGUGGAGGGGGUGGAUGACAUGAUCAAGCUGGGAGACAUGACGGAGGCCGGCCUCCUCCGGAACCUGCUGAUGCGACACAAACGAGGCCUUAUCUAUACCUACACAGGCUCUGUGCUGGUGGCAGUGAACCCAUACAAGGAUUUCCCUUUUUAUUCAGGUGACCAGGUGGGGUUGUACCACGGCCGAAAGCUGGGUGAACUCCCUCCGCACAUCUUCGCCAUCGCUGAGUCAUGCUACUGUAACAUGAUGCGGCAUCUCAGGAACCAGUGCUGCAUCAUCAGUGGGGAAUCAGGUGCGGGGAAGACAGAGAGCACAAAGUUGAUCCUGCAGUAUUUGGCGGCGGUCAGCGGUGAGCUUUCUGAGCAGCAGAUCGAGCAGCAGAUCCUCGAGUCCAACCCCAUCCUCGAAGCGUUUGGAAAUGCAAAAACGAUCCGCAAUGACAACUCCAGUCGCUUUGGGAAAUAUUUGGAGAUCUUCUUCAGUAAGAACGGAGUGAUUGAAGGAGCUCGAGUGGAGCAGUAUCUCCUGGAGAAGUCCCGUGUCUGCCAUCAGGCCCUGGAGGAGAGAAACUACCACGUGUUUUACUAUAUGCUGGCAGGAGCCACGGCAGAGGAAAAGAAAACGUUGAACCUCGGUGAUGCUAAGGAGUACAAAUUCCUUUCCAAGGGCGGCUGUAUCCAGUGUGACAGCAGGGAUGAUGCUAAAGACUACCAGCGUAUUCUCUCCGCCAUGAAGAUCCUCACCUUCUCAGAACUCCAGUGUCAGGAAAUCCUCAAGCUGCUGGCAGCCAUGUUACACCUGGGAAACGUCUGCUUCCAGGCCAACACACAAAAUAACUUAGAAACCAGUGAUGUUAGCAAGUCCCAACACUUCAGCAUGGCUGCAUCACUCCUGGAGGUGAAGAGGUCUGCCCUGGCAAAGAGUUUGACCGAACGCUCCUUUAUGACCAACAGAGAGAGUGUGAUCAAACCCCUCAGCGCCGAUCAGGCGUCUGACUGUAGGGACGCCUUUGUGAAGGCAAUCUACAACAAGCUGUUCAUAUGGAUCGUUGAGAAAAUCAACAAUGUCAUCUAUAAGAAGUUGACCAAAAGCCCCAAAUCCUCCUUCCUGUCCAUCGGCCUGCUCGAUAUCUUUGGUUUUGAGAACUUCAAAACAAACAGCUUCGAGCAGCUGUGCAUAAACUUCGCCAACGAGAAGCUGCAGCAGUUCUUCGUGGGCCACAUCUUCAAGCUGGAGCAGAAGGAGUACCUGAAGGAGGACAUUGUUUGGAAUAGCAUCGAAUUCAGUGACAAUCAGAGCAUCCUGGACGUUCUGGCUAUGAAACCCUGUAACCUUCUGGCUCUGAUCGAUGAAGAAAGCCACUUUCCAAAGGGCUCUGACGCCACUAUGCUGAACAAGAUGAACCAACAACAUCGUAGGAACAAGAACUACCUCUCUUCCAGAAGUGAAUACGACACAGACUUUGGCGUUCGCCACUAUGCUGGCAUCGUAUACUACGACUCCAAAGGCUUCCUGGAAAAGAACAGAGAUGCGGUCAGUUCUGACAUGAUCAGCAUGGUGAAAAAGACCAAGAAUAUGCUGCUUCAACAGAUAUUUGAGGAAGAGCUUUCAACCAAUAAUGUAAAGAUCAGCAACAACAAGAAGAUCGUCAUGACGCCCAACAACUCUCUACGGGCCCAUACUGACAACCGUAAGCAAGUGGCGACGCUGAGCGCUCAGUUCCGUCAGUCUCUGGACUCCCUGAUGAAGGCUCUGUCCGCCUGCCAGCCUUCCUUUAUCCGCUGCUUCAAACCCAACAACGAAAAGCAGUCUGAGACAUUUGACAGAGAGCUGUGUAUGCGUCAGCUGAGAUACUCCGGCAUGUUGGACACCAUCCGCAUCCGGAAGCUGGGAUUCCCAAUUCGCCACACCUUUGAGGACUUCCUGAAGCGCUACAGGGUGCUGCUGAAGACGACCGUCUGUGACCCAAAAACUGAGACAGCUGCUGCCUGUUGUGAAGCCAUCUGCAAGACGGAGAUUCAAGGAGAGGACGAGUGGAAAAUAGGAAGGACCAAGAUCUUCCUGAGGGAUGCCCAUGAUGCCAUCCUGGAACGCCUCAGAGAAGAGAAACUCAGCAAAAUAGCUCUGGUGAUCCAGAGGGUCAUGAUGGGACACAAAGACAGAAAGUCUUUCCUGAGGAAGCGGAGGGCAGCUGUGGUUUUGCAGAAGAACUGGAGAGCUUACAGACAGGAGAAAUUGCGAAGAAAGCUCCAGCACGGCUUUGAUCGUCUAAAGUCGAAGAUCCGCAGUCGGAAGAUGCAGCAACAGUUCCAAAGACAGCGCGAAGCAGCACUCACCAUACAGAACCAGGUUCGAGGCUACCGGGCUAAGAAGGUCUAUAAGCAGAAGAGAGAGGCCAUCAUUCUGCUGCAGGCUUACACGAGAGGAACCAUGGCCAGAAGAGAAACUUCAAAGCUGAGGGACAAUGCCUCCAUUUUACGUCAGCAGAAGGAGGCCCAACAGCGAAUUGCUGUGGAGCUUCAGCAGCGACUGAACGUUAUCGCCAAGUCGCAGCCAGCAGUUCGGGAGCCUGAGCCAAUCGUAGAGCAGGAUUCAGAGGAGGAAUCUAUUGACCUCAUGCCCCCGCCUCCUGUGAAAAAGGUAUCAGAGGUAAAGAAAGCAGCAGAUCAAAUUGAGAAGAAGGAGAGGAGGGCCGUGCUAGAGUCUUUGGAGGAACCCUCUAUAAUCAUCACUCCAUCCUCCAUCUCAACAACCCCCACCCCGUCUCUUGCAGAGGAAGAAGACGAUGAUUUUGAUGACGCCAGUGAGGAGUUUUCCUUCUACAAGUUUAGCAUCCUUAACUUCCAGAGCAACCACAGUCACACACACCUCAACCAGAGACUCAAGCAGCCUCUUCUGCCCCACGACGACGAGGCCGAUGUGCUGGCUUGUCUGACUGUAUGGUGGAUUAUACUGCGCUACAUGGAGGACAUACCUGAACCAAAGUCUGCGGAUGCUUUUUCUCAAGCGUCUAGCACCAUCAGCUCACGUGUGCUGCCUCACAAGCAGGGCAGGAGGCUGAGCAGCCUGGUUGGACUGGACCAGAUAAUACUGAGGAAGAACAAGAAAAAGCUUGGUGGUGGAAACAGAAAAGCUUCUGUUAUUAUUGAGGAGCCAGAAGACACUGAGGACGAGGACAUUUUGAUCGGAGAGGGUCCGACACUGGACCGGCCACUAACAUCCAUGGAAAAACUCAACAUUAUCAUCGGAUACGCUCUAUCGAGAAGAGACAUCAGGGAUGAGAUUUACUGCCAGAUCUGUAAGCAGCUGGUGAACAACAGGAACAGGAAGAGCCGUAUGCAUGGCUGGACCCUUCUUUCCAUCUGCCUUGGUAUCUUCCCCCCAUCAGAGCUCUUCAUAAAGUAUUUGGAGAGUUUCAUCCUCAGAGGGCCAAAUGACUACAAAGAAUACUGUGCUAAGCGCCUGCAGCGUAUCAUAGCCAACGGAGAAAGAAAAGAGUUGCCCUGUGUGAUAGAGCAACAGUCUGCGAAGUCCAAGGAGCCCAUUGAGGUGUCUGUGACUCUGCUGGACGACAGCACCGUCAGUCUUCAGCUGGACUCCAUCUCCACGUCUGCAGAGGUCUGUCAAGCUGUGGCCAACAAGAUUGAUCUCCGGGACACAUACGGAUUCUCCCUGUACAUCACUCUCUUUGAAAAGAUGUGGUCUCUGGGCAGCUGUGGGAAUCACGUGUUUGACGCAGUUUCCCAGUGCGAGCAGGAGAUGAGGAGGCAGGGCAAGCCGGAGAAGGACGCUCUCUGGAUGCUGUCCAUCCGGAAGGAACUGUUCACACCCUGGCAUGACUGCUCAGAAGACCCGGUCAGCUCGGAUCUGAUCUACAGACAAGUUAUCAAGGGCAUCAAGAUAGGAGAUUACAUGAGUGAUAAGGACGAUGAAUACAUCCAGAUGGCCGCACAGCACUAUUACAUCAAGUUUGGCUCUGCAUACAGCAGAGAAAAUGUCCAAGAGGUGGUUGGGGAAUGCAUCACAACCACACUCAUUGAGAGCAAAUCUAUGUCAAAGUGGAUCCAACUCAUCAGUGCAGUCAUCCUGCAGGGUCCUUAUGCCAAGGGGAAGCUGAAAACAGACAUCGUAAAAGGAGAUCUGGUCAAGAACGCCCAACGUGCAUGGCCCCUGCACUUCUCCAAGUUCUUUGAAGUUAUAAUGAUGUCAGGGCCUCCUUUGCCUAAAAGCAGGUUUGUUGUGGCUGUAAACUGGAGCGGCAUCUUCUUCAUGGACGGAAGAGACAAAAGACUCCUUGAGCUUCCUUACCUCGAGGUAAAGGAAGUGCACGUUAUCAGUGAAAGCCAUUUAAAUACUCGGUCAGUGAGUUUGGCCACAAUCAGAGGAGAGUUCGUCCUGAAGUCUGGGGAAUGCGCAGAAAUGGCCGCACUCAUCGAGAAACACCUGGUGGGGCUGAAGCAGCGCUCUGUGUAUGCCCUGGUUAGGCAGGAUGUUAACAAACCAGAUGACCCCAUGUUCCUGGUUUGUAAACGAGGAGACCUGCUGCUGGCAGAGAAAGACGAAAAAGAUUCACCCGAAAGGAACUGGUUCAAAGCGACUAACCAGCGGACGGACGCCAGCGGAGCGGUCUACAGGGACAGAGUGAUGUUCCUGCCCACUCUAGACAAGCCCACUGACGAAAUGCUGGAACUUCUCACUCCAGGCCAGAAUAAGACGGCAGCAAAAAACGCCCCUGAGAGGGAAGUGACCUUGGCUCCUGUUUCCUUAAAAGAGUUUGCGAUCGACAACUUCAGGCCUGCGGUGCGGCUGGGUGCGUCUAAAGCGGCCGUCAGGGAGAAGCUGUGGGCUUGUUCCAGGGAGCCCCUCAAACAGCCACUGAUGAAGCACCUGGUGGGGGACUCUGACCUCAGCAGCCUGGCCUGCAACGCCUACACUGCUAUCCUGAAGUACAUGGGCGACUACCCCAUCAAACAUGCCCGCAGCCCCAUGGAGCUGACGGACCAGAUCUUCGGUCCAGCCACGCAGUACGAGGCUCUGCAGGACGAGAUCUACUGCCAGAUCAUGAGACAGAUGACCAACAACAACAACAGGCUGAGUAUGGAGCGUGGGUGGCAGCUCAUGUGGCUGUGUUCAGGCCUGUUCGUGCCCAAUAGGAAUUUAUUGGGAUACACUAGGCGCUUCCUGGAGUCGCGGUGCAGAGAACAGCUGGCUCCGGACUGCCUGCAGAGGCUGAACGGGAUGUGCAGUAAGGAGCCCAGGAACCUUCCUCCCCAUCAUAUAGAAGUGGAAGCCAUCCAACAGAACAGCACCCAGAUCUUCCAUAAAAUCCACUUCCCAAAUGAAACCAGUGAUAUCUUUGAGGUGCGGUCGACGACAACAAUUGAAGACCUGUGCCGUAGCAUCACCUAUCAGCUCAAACUGACCUCAGUCGACGGAUACGGCCUGAGCCUGAAGACUACAAACAAGAUGGUCAACCUGCAGGACCAGAAAUACUUAUUUGACAGCUUAAGGCAGACUGCAGAGCCUUCUAAGAAAGGAAAAAGAGUGAAAGAAGUAAACCAAGCCAACAUGCCCUACCUGGUGAUCUUCAAGAGGAAGCUGUGGUUCAACGUGAGCCCGGGGAAAGACCUGGUGGCAGACCUCAUGUUCCAUUACCCACAGGAGCUGCCGAGGUACCUGCGUGGAUACCACAACUGCACCAAAGAGAACAUGACUAACAUCGGCGGCCUGCUCUUCAGAGCCGAAGUGGAUUCAGACCGGUCGCAGUUUGUCAUGAUCCCCAGAAUGCUGAGGGAGCUGGUUCCUGCGGACCAGAUCGAUCUCAUGUCUCCUGAGGAAUGGAAAAAGCACAUAAUCCAGGCCUACAGCAAGCAGAGCGGCAUCACGGUGCAGGAGGCUAAGAUCGAGUUUCUGAAAGCCAUUUGCAGCUGGCCAACAUUCGGCUGUGCCUUCUUCGAAGUGAAACAAACAUGUGAAUCAAGCUACCCAAAUAUAGUUUUGAUCGCCAUCAGCAAGCUUGGUAUCAGCUUAAUAGACCCACAAACGAAGGAGGUGCUGGUCAUGCAUCCGUUCAGCCGCAUCAAAGAGUACCAAAGUGAGGGGAACUACUUUGAGAUGUCCAUCGGCACGCUGUUGAGGGCCGUCGUCUUCGUCUGUGAAACCACACAGGCCAACACAAUGGAGGACCUUCUCAGAUCGUACGUCACCAUGUAUGAGAGGCAGAGGACGGCCUUACGACCCAAACACAACAUUUUCUCUUGAGGGCAAAAGAAAAGCCUCAUGUGCAUUCUUGAUCAAUACAAUUAAAUACAACCAGAAAUAGGGUUCAUGUUCAUUUACUGGUAUUGACCUGUGAUGCCUACAUUUAGUCAUUUAUCCUAAGACAUUGCACAGUGAUUUAUUAAUAAAGUUUGCAGUUACAGAGAAGCAAAGCAAAAAACUGUUUCGUGCUCCUCCAGUUUGCCAGUAGAUUAAGCCCUUGUUUUGCCAUAAUUUGACAUGUAAUGGUACUGAAUUACCUCUGACUUCACUAAUACUGGUUUGUAAUAAAGUUUAAUCACUUUCAUGAUAAUUUUUUUUUUCAUGGCAUAGGAUAAUAAAUAUACAAAAAAAGAGAGGAAUUUUUCUGUAACUAAUCCCACAGUGCAUUUUCCCUCUAGCUUGGUGAACUUGUAAUAAAUACUUUACACUCAAUUCAAACUAUGUUAGCUAUUUAAGUUAAAUUAUGUUAUUGUUAGGAUGGCAUGGUAGUUUUGUGUUUCGCACUUUCUCCUCACAAUGUUGAGGUCCUACUCUUUCUUAGAAAAAAGGUGCAGGUUUUACUUAGAUUGAAAGGGGCACCGCUGCAUGUGCCUUAAAAUAAACGAUGCAACAUAUUUAAAAUAUUUAAAAUAGAAAGUUGUUGUCUUGGCUUAUUGUUUUCAGGUGCUUCCUGGGCAUUAACCCUGAGAAGGCCUCGAAAGCCAAGAAGAAGCGUGGCGUUAUAAACCCCCAUGUCAGCACAUUCUUUAGAAAACUCCUUGACUUCGAGUGGAUGUCUAUGUAGACAUGUCCAGGAUUAAUGUAAGACACUCAGUCAGUAGAAAGUUUCAUGUGAAAUGUACUUUGAAUAAAAAGUUUA
This is a messenger RNA of Gymnodraco acuticeps, 7285 nucleotides long. RefSeq names its product unconventional myosin-VIIb-like. Lineage: Eukaryota; Metazoa; Chordata; Actinopteri; Perciformes; Bathydraconidae. The record is from RefSeq and is a predicted model, not a curated record. The transcript is spliced from 49 exons. The coding region runs from base 1 to 6426 and encodes 2141 amino acids. Gene Ontology annotation, molecular function: ATP binding; cytoskeletal motor activity; protein binding. Gene Ontology annotation, cellular component: myosin complex; cytoskeleton.